UAAAUAGCCAUUGAAGAUGCCACUUGUUAAAUCAUUAUUCUCUAAGUUGACUUGUAGUUCACAACAAGCAGUUAAUAUUGAUUCGUCCAAUAGUAAUCACGUUAUUGAAAAUUCUGAAAUAAUUUCAACAAAUCAUUCAUCUUUAUCAUCGACACAAGUUUCAAUCAAUAAAAUGUAUGGCCGUUGCAGAGAUUUUAGUGACAAAGUUGUACUGAUAACAGGUUCAAGUGGUGGUAUUGGUUUGGAAACAGCAAAAUAUUAUGCACGUUGCGGUGCCAAAGUAGUCAUCAAUGGACGUAAUCCUGUGGCUAUUGCAAAAGCUGCCGAAGAAUGUCAAUGUAUUUCACCAAAAAAAUAUCGAGCUUUACAAAUAAAAGCCGAUGUCACUAAAGAAGAUGAUUGUAAACGUUUGAUAGAAAACACUAUUGAUCGUUUUGGAAAAUUGGACAUUCUUAUCAACAAUGCAGGUGCUGGAGCAUUUGGCAGUAUUUAUGAUCCAAAACUUUUGGAAACAUUAGAACGUAUGAUUAAUUUAAAUGUUAAAUCAAUUGCCAUGAUAACUCAAUUGGCUGUGCCACAUCUUGAAAAAACAAAUGGUAUUAUUGUAAAUAUUUCUAGUACAUUAUCAUUCAAACCGAAUGUACAUUUCAUGCCAUAUUGUGUGGCUAAAUCGGCAGUCGAUAUGUUUACCAAAUGUAUUGCCUUAGAACUUGGACCAAAAGGAAUUCGUGUCAACACUGUUAAUCCGACUGCUGUACGAACCAAUUUUCAAUCUGCAACUGGUGCUGGAGAAAUUCUUGAUGGCGUACUUAAACAUCUUGAACAAACCAAUCCAUUAAGACGAAUUGGAACAACCGAAGAUGUUGUCAAUGCUAUUGGAUAUUUGACUUCUUCUGAAUCAUCAUUUGUUACAGGACAUUCAUUGGUUGUUGAUGGGGGCUCUGUUUACGUUUAAAAUUUUAAAAUCCAACAUUUUUUCACAAUUUUUUACUGUUUUAUUCAAAAUGUU
Dermatophagoides pteronyssinus (European house dust mite) is the source of this 1009-nucleotide messenger RNA. Its product is annotated as 7alpha-hydroxysteroid dehydrogenase-like. Lineage: Eukaryota; Metazoa; Arthropoda; Arachnida; Sarcoptiformes; Pyroglyphidae. Gene Ontology annotation, molecular function: oxidoreductase activity. The record is from RefSeq and is a predicted model, not a curated record.